Dunckerocampus dactyliophorus (ringed pipefish) is the source of this 1512-nucleotide messenger RNA. It is a transcript of the gene jagn1a, whose product is annotated as jagunal homolog 1a. Gene Ontology annotation, cellular component: endoplasmic reticulum membrane. Gene Ontology annotation, biological process: granulocyte colony-stimulating factor signaling pathway; endoplasmic reticulum organization; vesicle-mediated transport. The transcript is spliced from 3 exons. Lineage: Eukaryota; Metazoa; Chordata; Actinopteri; Syngnathiformes; Syngnathidae. The record is from RefSeq and is a predicted model, not a curated record. The coding region runs from base 138 to 689 and encodes 183 amino acids.
UGCCGACAAAGGACCGGCGCAUGCGCACUGUUGUUUUUGCCUCCCAUUGAUUCGGCAUCAUAUCUUUUGUUUCGCUAGCGGUACAAUUUCAAGCGACUAACUUACGUUUUUUGGACGUCAGUAGGCUUGAUCGCAACAUGACGUCACGUGUCGGCCACAAAGCUGCUGCCACCAAUGGGAGUGAUUUUAAAACCAGAGAGAAGGUGGCUCCACAUUACCAAAUGAGUGCUUCCUUGAAGUCCGAGGUCCAACGCUUGAAUGUGGUCCACCUCCUGGUCUGGCUGCUGGUGGCCGCCCAAGUGGUUGUGAGUCACUUCCAACUGGUGCCACACGACAUCGUCUCCAUGCCGUACCAGUGGGAGUACCCUUACCUGCUCAGCAUGGUCCCCUUGCUCUGCAGCAGCCUGUCCCUCCCCAAGAGCAACAUCAGCUACCUGGUGUUGUCCAUGAUCAGUGCAGGGCUCUUCUCGGUGGCGCCGCUGAUCUAUGGCGGCAUGGAGAUGUUCCCUGUGGCGCAGCAGCUGUACCGCCAUGGCAAAGCCUACCGCUUCAUUUUCGGCUUCUCCGCCGUGACAGUCAUGUAUCUGAUCAUGGUGGUAGCCAUCCAAGUGCACGCGUGGCAGCUGUAUUACAUGAAGAAGCUGCUAGACUCGUGGUUCAAUGCCACGCAAGAGAAGAAGAAGAAAUGAUGGUGGAAGGAAAUGUUUUAUACUGUAUAUUUUUAUUUUCAUGUACUACAGAACUUCUCUGUUGAUUUUUCCUGUUGGAAGUAAUUAGUUUCAGGUUCAAACUGUUGCCAUCAUAAAAGCCCUUGAAGCCUCUUAAAGUUACACUUUUCACCCUGAGUUCCCAAAACGAUCCUGCUCAUAGAAGUAUCACAAAAAUGUCAUAUCAUUUUUUUUAAAUGAUAUUAGCAUUAGCAUUUAAUCUUUUCAACAACUUUAUACCUAACGAUAGAUAAAACGUGCUUGCAGUAAUUGUUAAAAGCAGCAGAUCACUCCUGUCACAGUAGGUCCUUAAAAACAGCAGAGCUCUCCUGUCUCCUGUGAUUAGCUGACUCGUGGGGAUUUUUUUCAGUUUGUUCCUAAAAACAGCAGAGUGCUCUGUUGUAUGGAGGAUCUUGACAGCUGUAAACAUACUGCUUCUGUUUUGAUAUAUGACUUUAUAACUACAGUAUAUUCAUUUGGUGAGGUAAAAAUGUUACUGUUGACAUAUAAUAUACAGAAAAAGAAUAACACAGUAAUGAGUAUUUAGCUUUCAGAAAAUGUGCACCUCAGGCCAAGUUAGUUGAAUAGCUCUGAAUUUUCUGUAUUUAUUGUUGCUUUUAUUUAAAACUCUCCUUUAAAACUUUGCAUCUUUUAAUUAAUACUACACUUGUUUUCAUCCCUGUGAGUUAUUGUAUAAAUAAAACACAAUAAUUCCCUGUUUUUACAUGUAUUUUCAGGUAAAUCCCUGUGUUGAAAUGCAUGUUGACAAUAUAAAUAAAGGAUAUAAAACGUCUGCCUUCGAUUG